Pseudomassariella vexata is the source of this 3294-nucleotide messenger RNA. RefSeq names its product acyl transferase/acyl hydrolase/lysophospholipase. The transcript has 9 exons. The record is from RefSeq and is a predicted model, not a curated record. Gene Ontology annotation, biological process: arachidonate metabolic process. Gene Ontology annotation, cellular component: membrane. NCBI's taxonomy places the organism in Eukaryota, Fungi, Ascomycota, Sordariomycetes, Amphisphaeriales, Pseudomassariaceae. The coding region runs from base 1 to 3294 and encodes 1097 amino acids.
AUGUGCGAAGUGUGCGAAAAUUCAACUGGAGCCAUUUGGUUCUGCAAUGUAUGCAUCAGUUCGUUCUGUGAAACAUGCUGGGCAGCACAGUUUGUGCACAGAAAGGCGCGAGGUGGUGCCCUCCAUGAGAAGACAAAUCCAGAUAUCGCCGAGAAGGUCAACAACGUUCUAUCGCCCCCAACAGAUGACCGGGUUCGUGAGCAACUAUACAAGGCUGACGAGGUCACCUCAUGGUUUGGGGUGGUACGUCCAGAGGAUAAUGCGCCACCUGUGUUCCAGGAUUAUGGCCGUUUUGAAGAACUAAUGGCGAAGACAGAUCCUGUCAGAAAGAAGCCCAGCUUUAUGGAACAGUGGGCAGAAGUGGGUCGCGACAGGAGGACUCCGAGUCUGGUGUCUUUUGUCGGGCAAACAGGAGCUGGUAAGAGCACAUUGGUGAAGCUUCUUAUCGACUUUGCCACUGAAGGAUCUCAGCAUUACUCGACACCAGUGGUCGGACCUCGUGGAGCAUAUCUCCCUUCUUCAGAGGAUGUACAUUUGUACUUGGACCCACGAACAACAGAAUCGCCUGGACCCAUGCUGUAUGCGGACUGCGAAGGUCUCGAAGGUGGUGAACGAGAACCCCUUGGAGCUAUGUUCAGGAGGAAACGGCGAACAGACAGUAGCAAAGAAGCCCAACAGGCCACAAAAGCUGGUAAAGUCAUCUUCGAAAGGGAGUUGGAGUGGGCAAGCGGACCGCGAGCAAGGAGUAGAGAGUUUGCUGUGACAAACCUGUACCCUCGACUGCUCUAUACAUUCUCGGACGUGAUAGUGUUUGUGCUUCGCAACCCGAGGGUCAUUGAGCAUGUUUUCGAAAGACUGGUGCAAUGGGCAGCAGCAGCCAUCGAGACAUCUUCAAACCAACCUGUGUUGCCCCAUGCUGUGAUAGCUCUGAAUGCGUCCGAAAACAACAUCGAUGCUAGCUUCUGGGAUGUCAAAACUAACACCGAGACUAUACUGAAAGACUUGGCACUAACUGUUAACCGAAAUGAAACUUUCAAAAAAUGGGCUCAAUUCUGGAGGGAGAGGGGCAAAUCCAUUGAUAGCUUGUUAGACCUGAUACUUUGUUACUACAGUUCCAUACAGAUCAUACGCUUGCCAGCCGAUGGGCGCCCGAAGCUGAUGGCAGAGCAAAUUGAACAGCUCUACAGCGGUACCUUGUCAGCUUGCAUUGCUGCUCGAAUGGCCAGGAAUCGAGUACGAAUGCUCUUGGACGUGGAGGACUUGCACUCCUAUCUGCAGGAGGCCUUCAAUCACUAUUCAGGCACCCUGGAAUCGCCUUUUGACUUCGUCCAAGCAUCCUUUCGAAAUUCUCCGAUCCCUCCCGACUUCGGUGGUAACAUUCUCAAGUUGGCCUUGAGCGUCAUGGGGAAUUACCCGAAGAUGGAUGCACGGCGGAUUUUCUCCGAACUCAGCUACAUGGUUGCUUCAUGCAUCAUGUUGGAUUCUGCAAGACAUAAAAACAAAGGCAUGUUAUCCUGGUCGGCCUCCCAGAUUCUGCCGAAGUACAUGAACCAUCUAGAUGAUGCACUUGAGAAUUUCUGCGAUCAACAUUGGCCAUGCGAGUUCGUGAACUCGAAAACCGGGGUCAGGUGCGUCAAUGUACGAUCUGGACAUACCAAAGGACACCAAUCAGAAGAUGGGAAAGUAUUUGCGGCCGGAGAUUAUGAAUCCAAGUUCUCGUGGAAGAGAAACAGUGCCGGGUUCCGCAACAAGGUCUACGCGUGUCUCGUUGAGUUACUCCAAGAGUUGAGCCAGCGUCUACAGGAUGGUCAAUCCGAGGAAGAGACUGCACCUCACAUCCACAAAACAUUGGUGCUGAACAAUUUCUUCAGGCGCUCAACGCCCGAUACUAUGCUUUCGCAGGACUACAGCCCCUUGACCAGCCAUACAGCUUGCUUUUGCUGCCUAUUCGGACAGGCCGAACACUUUCUUCCAUGCGGCCAUGUAUUGUGCACGGAGUGUCUGCGCUCGUACGGCCACCAAAUAAGCACGUAUGAGUUUGAUAUCCAUGGCUGCCCAAUCGAGGGAGCUAGAAACCGACGGGGUCCUUUGUGGACAGUUCAACUGCACCCCAAGUCAGCCGGGGUUCGCAUAUUGACACUCGACGGUGGCGGCAUCCGUGGCAUCGUUGAGCUGGAAGUGCUAAAACAUUUGGAAGAUGCACUUGGGGGAAUACCAAUACAGCGCUUCUUUGACCUGAUGGUGGGAACCAGCACUGGUGGCUUGGUGGCUCUCGGUCUUGGGGUAAUGCAUUGGGGAGUCGACAAAUGCAUCGAGAAGUUCGAAAGCCUCUGUGACGAAGCCUUUACUCGUCGCGUUGGCAGCAGUCUACCAGUAGUGGGCUCCUUCAUCGACUACUACCAUCACUCAAAGUAUCAAACAUCGACCAUAGAGAGCGCUUUGAAAAAGGCGUUCUCUGAGGACCUUCUUUUAUUUGGAGGUCGACGUCGGGCUGACUACGGAUCACCAAUUAAAGUCGCUGUUACAGCGACCUCACAAGCCGGAAACAAAACUUAUGUCCUUGGUAACUACAACUCGUCGCGAAGUGAUCAAAAGCCAAGUCACUAUCAUUUCCAGCGGCCUGAAGCCAUCGCCGCAGAACUGAAGAUUUGGGAGGCCGCUCGAGCGACAACGGCGGCGCCGCGGUAUUUCAAGCCUUUCCAUCAUGAGCCUGCCCUAAAGACUUACAUCGACGGCGCGAUUCUCCACAACAAUCCAGUUCGUGUGGCCGAUGCCGAGAGAAAGAGGCUAUGGCCAGAUUCAUCCAUCCCAGACCUCUUCCUCUCCAUUGGAACGGGAUACUCCGCUAGUUUGACUAGAAAUAUGUCAGAAAAUAAAGCCACUGUUGAAAGGGGCGUCUUCAACCAUGGACGGCAGCUGUAUAAAAUCCUGCGGAACAAUAUGGAGCAAACUUUGGAUUGCGAGAGAGCAUGGGAUGAUUAUUUUGCCAGCGUCGCCACCGCCAGUACGAAGCUCUUUUGUGCCUCAAGGUUUCUUCGCAUCAACCCCGACGUCGGAAGCAUACCCGCUCUGGACGAGAAAGACAAGAUGCACGAUUUGCGCAAGACGGUGCAAGCAAGUCUGCGCCGGAAUCUACGAAUAAAGGACAUAGCCAGGCAACUUAUCGCCUCUUCAUUUUACUUUGAGCUCUUGGACAUCUCGGAAUCCGAGGUGGAUGGCAGGUUUCUGGUCCAAGGUACGUUCUAUAUUGACCACGCAUCCCCGGAUGCGCACCUUCCAUGGGAUGAAAACUAA